GUCAAGGCCGACGCCGCCGCCGCCGCCCUCCUCCUCGACGCGAAUGAAGGCAGGCUACCAGCCGUACGGGCGCGUGAGCUCCCGCGGGGAGCCGCGGCGAGGCGCCGGGCUGGACCUGCGCGUGGCGGUGCUCAUGGUCUUCCCCGUCAUCUGCCUCGUCGUGGUGCUCUACGAGUUCCUCUACCUGCAGGAGUACGCGGCCAACGGCGCGGCGGUGGACGCCCCCGUCGAGGAGCGCAGCCUGCACCUGCGCGCCGACCAGGAGGCGGCCUCCACGCCCGCCCCAGAGCCCACGCAGCCGCCGUCCAUCGUCAACGGACGCCGGACCAUCAUCCUCGUCGCCAACUACCGGGACUCGGCCAGGUGUUCGGAGACGCUGCGCUCCAUCUUCGACAACGCCGCGGAGCCCGACAACAUCAAGAUCAGCAUCUACGACCAGAUCUACCCGGCGGAGAAGGAGCGUCCGUGCGUUGAGAUCUUCUGCGAGCUCGUGGGGGAGGCCUAUUGCCGCCGCCCGCAGAUCGUGUCGUCCCAGAUUGACGCUGUGAACGCGACGGGCCCCACUGCUGCGCGGUACGAGACGGAGAAGGCCAUCACAGACGAGGAUUUCUGCAUGACGAUCGACUCGCACCUCGUCUUCAUCCCGGACUGGGACGAAAAGAUCAUGACCCAAUGGGACUCGAUCGAGAACCCGAACGCCAUCAUCUCGGUCUACCCCAAGUCCACGGAGCACCUGACGAAGCACGACGUGGACGUCAAGGUGCAGCUCAUGUGCAUGUCCCGCAUCGAGACGCAGGACCCGGACUCGAUGGUGCAGUACGCGGCCCCCAUGUGGAUCGACAAGAAGGACACGCCCAAGCCGAGGCUGAUGUCGCAGCUCGCGGGCGGCUUCAACUUUGGCGGGUGCACCCAGGCGAAGGAGGUGCGCAACGACCCGUACACGCCCUACCUCUUCCACGGCGAGGAGUAUUCGCGCGCGACGCGGCUGUGGACGGCCGGCUACGACUUCUACGUGCCCUCGGAGGACAUCGCGUACCACUGGUACGAGAAGCGGAAGGUGGUGUGGGAGCGCGACUGGAGCCAGCGGUACGUAAUACAGCAGCCGUCCAAGCGCCGCAUCCGCUACAACCUCGGCCUGCCCGUCACGAAGGAGGACUUCGACCGCACGGACCUGGACAAGUUCACCAUCGGCACCAAGCGGACGUUCGAGCAGUGGAAAAACUUUUCGGGCAUCGACCCGCUGGCCAAGUUCGUCGCGAGCGACGCCAUCCAGUUCAACAACUGCCGCGAGCUCGAGUACGUGCCGUACUGA
Messenger RNA from Phytophthora sojae, 1312 nucleotides. RefSeq lists its product as hypothetical. Bases 44 to 1312 code for a protein of 422 amino acids. The transcript has 3 exons. Lineage: Eukaryota; Oomycota; Peronosporomycetes; Peronosporales; Peronosporaceae. The record is from RefSeq and is a predicted model, not a curated record.